ACUCUAAGUCUCAUAAAACUUUGCAGAAUAAAUGUUAAAUAUAAAUUUCGACAACUAGGAUAGAAGUGGGAAAAACCUUGAAAUAUACAAAAUAAUGGGAUCAGCUCAAGAUAACAAAAAGGGUUUACUCCAACGUUUGGAUGAGGGAGUGGUCAUUGGUGAUGGAGGAUUUGUGUUUGCUUUGGAGAAACGAGGUUAUGUGAAAGCAGGACCUUGGACACCAGAAGCAAGUGUUGAGAAUCCAGAUGCUGUACGUGAACUUCAUAGAGAAUUCCUCAGAGCUGGUGCAGAUGUAAUGCAAACCUUCACAUUUAAUGCUAGUGAUAGUAAACUAGUGAACAGGGAAAAUGAAGCUGGAAAACAAUUUACAGGGCAUGACAUAAAUGAUGAAGCAUGUAAACUUGCUCGUGAAGUAGCAGAAGAAGGUGACUGCCUUGUUGCUGGUGGAUUGGCACAAAUAUUAACUUACCAGCCAGGUACAAACAAAGAGAAAGUGCAGGAAGAAUUUCGAAAACAAGUCGAUGUGUUCGUUAAAAACGGAGUGGAUUUUAUAGUCUGUGAGUAUUUUGAACACGUUGAAGAGAUAAUAUGGGCGAUUGAAGUCUGCAAGAAGACAAAGUUACCUGUGGUAGCCAGUAUGUGUAUUGGUCCUGAGGGUGACCUUAACCAGAUAUCAUGUGGAGAGUGUGCAGUGAAAAUGGUUAAAGCAGGUGCUGAUGUAAUAGGUGUGAAUUGCCGUUUUGGCCCCAUUGAAUCUUUGGAAGCUAUGAAACUUAUGAAGAAAGCUUUGGAUGCCGAAGGACUCAAACCUCACCUUAUGUGUCAGCCUUUAGUAUUUCUUACUCCUGAUGCAGGAAAAAGGGGCUAUAUUGAUCUUCCAGAGUUUCCAUUUGCAUUGGAACCCAGGAGUUGUUCAAGAUGGGACAUACACCGUUUUGCUAGGGAAGCCUAUAAUAUUGGAGUCCGUUACAUUGGUGGAUGUUGUGGUUUUGAACCAUAUCACAUCCGUGCUAUUGCGGAAGAGCUCAGAGACAGUCGUGCAGUGAGGUAUUUAGAUUAG
Limulus polyphemus (Atlantic horseshoe crab) is the source of this 1060-nucleotide messenger RNA. RefSeq names its product betaine--homocysteine S-methyltransferase 1-like. Lineage: Eukaryota; Metazoa; Arthropoda; Merostomata; Xiphosura; Limulidae. The record is from RefSeq and is a predicted model, not a curated record. Gene Ontology annotation, molecular function: betaine-homocysteine S-methyltransferase activity; zinc ion binding. The transcript is spliced from 8 exons. The coding region runs from base 95 to 1060 and encodes 321 amino acids.